UUGAAGAACAUAAACAAUUAAAAGUUUCAUAUCUAAGUUCUCUCUUUCCAAGAAACAAACAUUUUUCUUGGCUUAGUUUGCUACUUUACAGAAAUGGGGUUUCGACAUAAUCUUAGAGAAUUUUUGUCUGCUUGUGGCAAACCAAAGGAGAAACGUGUUCCCAAAAAGACAGUUAAUAUCAGGGUGAAAAUGGACUGUAAAGGUUGUGUUAGAAAGGUUAAACAUGCAGUGGAGAAGUUAAAAGGAGUGGAAUCCUUUGAUGUGAACCAAAAGCUACAGAGGGUAAGUGUGACAGGUUAUGUGGAUGCAAAAGAGGUUCUAGAAGCAGUGAGGAGAACAGGCAAGACUGCAGACAAUUGGCCAUUUGUUCCCUACAAUUUACCGGCAUUUCCUUAUGUGCAAGGGGCAUAUGACGUCAAGGCACCCUCUGGUUUCGUCAGAAAUGUCCCUAACAAUGCUGACCCUAAGUCCCCAGAGAUGAAGCUUAUGAGGCUCUUUGAUGAUGAAAACCCAGAUCAUUGUUCUAUCAUGUAAACAAAUUCUUCAUCAUAAUGUCAGUUACUUUCUCUUUUCUUUUUGUAUAUGUCCCUUAUGUUUCAUAAACAGAAAAAGAAAAAAUUAUUUCAAGUAUCAACUUUUCUGGAUCAAGAUAUGUCUUACUUUC
This is a messenger RNA of Vigna angularis (adzuki bean), 664 nucleotides long. RefSeq names its product heavy metal-associated isoprenylated plant protein 20. The record is from RefSeq and is a predicted model, not a curated record. The transcript is spliced from 3 exons. Gene Ontology annotation, molecular function: metal ion binding. The coding region runs from base 94 to 534 and encodes 146 amino acids. Lineage: Eukaryota; Viridiplantae; Streptophyta; Magnoliopsida; Fabales; Fabaceae.